Molecule: messenger RNA, 1695 nt
Organism: Triplophysa rosa
Lineage: Eukaryota; Metazoa; Chordata; Actinopteri; Cypriniformes; Nemacheilidae
Gene: cacul1
Product: CDK2 associated cullin domain 1
Exons: 9
Coding region: 119-1027 (302 amino acids)
Biological process (GO): ubiquitin-dependent protein catabolic process
Molecular function (GO): ubiquitin protein ligase binding
Source: RefSeq, a predicted model, not a curated record
UUUGAUAUGGGAGCUUUUAAUUUAAACCCGUCGGCCAUUUUGCGGAAGUCGGCGUCCCGUCUCUCUGCGGAGUGACAAGAAAACAAACUGUAAAGAAACAGGAUUGUGUUUAUGAUCCAUGAGCCGCAGAUAUGAUGUGACGGUAAACUUCUUCCGCUACUCCAGUCAAAUGGAUGAUAUGGAGGAAGAAGAUUUCGAGUUGCUCGAUGAUCACAACCAUAACUCUCGCGCUGUGUGCUCACCUGCGCAGGUGUGUGUGGACUCGGACUCCAGCAGCAGUGACACUUGUGAAUCAGACGCACUGCUGCUCAGCUCAGCCUCCAGAUUCCUCAUGAAUGGGAUGAGCGCAGAAGAGUACAGGACAGUGUACUGGCCCAAACUGGAGUCAGCCAUCGAUCAGCUGCUCACUCAGAGUCCGCUGGAGCACAUCUCCAUCUCAUAUGAACAGAUAUACAGUCACGUGUAUAAGUGUGUGUGUCAGCAGCAUUCUGAACUGCUGUACAAUGACUUGAUGUGGAAAAUCACCUGUCAUCUGGAAAGAGUCUCCUCAGAGCUGCAGGCCAGUCCAGCGGAGUGUUUCAUUGAGAACUUCAACGUUGCUCUGACUCAGUACACCGCCGCCCUGCACUGCAUCGUUCCAGUUUUCAUCUACAUGAACAAGUUCUACAUUGAGACGAAGCUGAACAGAGACCUGAGGGAUGAUCUCAUGAAGCUCUUCUCAGAUCAUGUGGCAGAGAAACACGUCCACACGUUACUACCACUUCUUCAAAACGCUCAUUCCAUGCCAUUUCAAGUCACACCAUCAACAAUGGCGAGUGUGAUGAAAGGUCUUUACAGCCUCCGGCCGGAUUGGGUUCCUCUGGCCCCGGCUCUGUUUUCUAGAUUCAUUCCUCAGAUUCAUCCUCCCGCUCUUGAAUCUCAGCUCCCGUUUUACGCCGCUCAAGACAAAAAGCUGCAGCUGGAGCUGUCGCAGAACGGUUUCUGCAGAGGCGACCAGUCACGGAAGAGAGCGAGCGAGGAGUCGUGACACCAGUAUCUGAUUCAAACCUUCUGAAACACCAUCAGUCUGUUAAAACACUUCACAUAUUUUCAGUUCUAGAAAUCUUAUUAUUGUGAGAAUUGCCAAAAGCAUUAGAAAACUGCCGCUGUGAUGAUCAGUGUGACCUCUCAGUAUUUACAAAGCACAUCAUACACACCUGGAGCUUUUACUGGAUUCAUUUUACAUGCAGGAAGGAGAUCUUCUGCUAGUACAUGAUGAUGAUGAUGAUGUUUUUGAAGUUUGAUGUUCUUCAUUUAGGGAUCACUACUAAGCAGAGAAAUGAGUUUUAUGGCGAGUGUAGUUUUAAGCUGUUUUAACACGCGCGCACACACACAGUAAGAAUGACGUGCCUUUGGCUUUUGCCUUUCUUUCUUUCAUUCAGAUCUUUCUCAUUCAGAAGUUAAUUUUGACAUGUGCGUGUCAAUGAAUCAUGUAGCUGUUGGCUUGUUUUUUUCCAUUAGAAAUAAUUCAUCACAUGAUCUGGUGUGAUGUGUAAUAUAAAGCGCUGCUAAUAACUGAUCUAACCUGUAUAUUGACUUUCAGACUGUAAGUCCUUCACCUGCAGUUCUUUAUAGAACAGUGAAAUCAUGUUCAUGUGUGUAAUAUCAAACAUCAGAUGUUAAUGCUGAUUUACAUUGAUCAUGGAGUUUAAUAAA